Molecule: messenger RNA, 2115 nt
Organism: Trichomonas vaginalis G3
Lineage: Eukaryota; Parabasalia; Trichomonadida; Trichomonadidae
Product: vesicle docking involved in exocytosis
Exons: 1
Coding region: 1-2115 (704 amino acids)
Biological process (GO): exocytosis; Golgi to plasma membrane transport; intracellular protein transport
Cellular component (GO): exocyst; membrane
Source: RefSeq, a predicted model, not a curated record
AUGAAUCCCUUAGUUAUUCUCACUGAGAAGCAGAUCAGUGAUUUAGAAACAUCAUUAAAUACUAACAAGCAAGCAACAGAUGCUCUUAUCGCUGCUCACUUUGCAAAUAACUCUGACAAAGAAUUUUUACAGCAAUUAACUUUAUUUAAGGAUCAUAAAAAGCAAGAUAUUGCUGCACUUUGCCAAAAGUACUCCGAAACUUUCGGAAAAAGUAUAGAUGGUGCUAAAACUCUUGGUCAAUCUUCAUCCGACAUCCAAAAAAGACUUACGGCUAUCGAAGGAGAAAUAAAAGCUACCAUGCAAUCAUAUAAGUCAUCAUUAGAAGAUGCUGUUAAGAUCAGAAAAACAAUUCAAGAAACUGAUGAAAAAUUAAAAGCAAAUUUAGAAUUCCAAGUUUUAAUUCAGCAUCUUAAAAACAUUAAUGAAGAAAUUCGCGCAGGAAAUUACUAUAUCGCAACAAUUCGAACUCUUGAAUUUGCAAAUUAUGACUCCCCGAUAUCUUCUUGUGCAACAAUCAGACAGCUUCAAAAAGACGUCGAUCCUAUUCUUGCUCAUAUUGAAAACCUCGCUGAUAAGAAAUUCUCAUCCUGGAUGGUUAAUUUCAAUUCUCAAUGUGAACUCAUCGGAGAAGCAUUCUUAAAGAAGGAAAAAAUACCACCUAUCGAUGUUUCAGCUGUUUACGAAUACUAUAUGCUUGAAAAAGCGCUUGGAAGAGCUGAAGUUUUCCUAUCAAUUUACAAUGACAAGCGUGAGAAGCAAUUAAAGCUUCUUCGUGAGAGCAGAAAGCCAAGAGCUAAUAUCGAUCCGAUCGAUCAGCUCUUCAGUAUCGCUGCAGGCUUCUUCUACAUUGAAUGGAAGAUAUCUGCUGAUGGAUACAACUUACUCGAGCCAGCCCGUAUGGAGAGAAUGUGGAAUGAAACAAUUGGCUACAUGACUAGAGAAUUUAGCCAAAAAGUUUUGCACGAUAAAGUUGAAGAUAUGAUUUUCUUGUCUCAGAGAAUUUCUCACUUCGAUGAACGCAUGAGUAUAUGUUCUAUGAACUCUUCUGAGCUCCAGAAAGUCAUUACAACUCGUGGAAAGCAAUUUAAUCAAUCUCUCAAAAGAAUGUCGUCCGUUCAGAUCAAGCAGUGCAUCGAUGCAAGCUCUUUAGACUCCAUACAAGCAUCUGAUUCCGAAUCAAUUGCAAAAUGCGCGCAAUACAACAUGGUUGCAAACGAUUCGCCAGUUUCCUUCAUUCCUGAGCUCGGAAAAGUCUGUGAAAUCAUCGAAAGUACGCUUCUCAAGUGGCUUGAUUUCGCUCUUGUCCAUCAGGACUCACUUUUGGUCGAAUUAUACGAAGCUUUGGUCGGAGCGUUCGGUAACGCCAUCAAAGCCCGUAUUCAAACCGCCCAAACAAUUAUUUUAUGCGCGAAUUUAAUUGCUUCUUUGUCGGCAUUUGAUGGAGCUUUAACUUACUUUGAGCAAUUCCUUCAGCACUCCAUGGCAUCGAAUAUCAAACAGGAUAAGGAGAAGCUCCGUAGAACUAUUUUUGCCGUUGAAGAAGAAGGAGCCAAAAAAUUGGCAUCUUUGUUCAACAGUUUCUCCGAUGAACUUAUAUCAGCAUACUACAUUAGGACAAUGGCAAGCGAACCACCGCCCCAUUCGACUACAAUGCAGCUAGUUAUGUAUUUCGAAACAAUGACUAGUCAAUUAAUUAACAAUAUACCACAGAAGAUCUUCCAAACAACCAUUGAAAGCGUUGCAAAGCAUAUUUCCGAUCUAUUUACGAAUUUGAUUGUAGCAAUGGAUAAAAUUUCUUGGACACCAGAUUUUAUUUCAGUUGUAUCCCUCAAUGUUAAUGCAAUCGGAAACUGGUCAGCUUUGAUAUCAACUCCGUCCGCAAAAGCUCAAAUUAAUGGUUUAAUCAAAUUGUUGUCGCUUUUAUUAUCUUCUCAGUUAUCUACAUUCGCUGGAAACCCACAAUUCAUGGAAAGAAACAAGGAUAUUCCUUUCCAAGCCAUGGUUGCGAUUUUGCAAAGAUACAACCCAACAACGAAGAAACAGUUGAAUGUAUUACAGCCAAACUUAGUUGCAAGCCUGAUUGCAAAGUUCAGUACUCCUCAAGGUCCUCAGUAA